Lindgomyces ingoldianus is the source of this 474-nucleotide messenger RNA. RefSeq lists its product as uncharacterized. The record is from RefSeq and is a predicted model, not a curated record. The transcript has a single exon. Lineage: Eukaryota; Fungi; Ascomycota; Dothideomycetes; Pleosporales; Lindgomycetaceae. Bases 105 to 350 code for a protein of 81 amino acids.
GUCUGUCUGGAAAGGAUCGGUAACGGCGGGAAGAAAGUAUCUGCACCAAUCAGUGAUGCCAAAGCCUUUCCGCCGCUGACGUUGCUUUGGAAGUACCCAUUUUAAUGCCAUUUUUGGAUUAUUGGAUUUCUUUGACUCCAUGGAGUACUGGUUGCGCUACACUACUAUUGCCUCUUGUUACUGGUGGUUUUGCGUCAUUCACUGUUCACGUGCGCUGUCCCGCUGCAAGCUCCAAGGACCCGAGAUCGAAUCCUGAGACACAGAUCGCUCAUUACGCAUAUCGCCCAGCUACCCCGCAUGUCUUGUCCGCUGUUGACUCCUAUUCCCUCUAUCUGUCUCUCCCGGGCUAAUAUGUGUAGGACUUGCCUGAAAAAAGUAGUAACUAAAUUAGAAGCAGCAAUCUGCAAUCGGUAUUUCCGCUUGCUACCCAGCCAUGGAUGCAAGGUUUCAGCGGUUUGUUCGAGCUUGCCUGCG